AUGUCUCCGGCUUACUUUCCUCUCCGUUGGGAAAGCACCGGCGAUCAGUGGUGGUACGCUACUCCCAUUGAUUACGCCGCCGCCAACGGCCAGUACGACUUAGUCCGUGAGCUUCUCCGGAUAGACUCCAACAACCUCAUGAAGCUCACUUCCCUCCGGAGAAUUCGCCGUCUCGAGACCGUCUGGGACGACGAAUCACAGUUCCACGACGUCGCCGCCUGCAGAUCACGCGUCGCUAGAAAACUUUUCGCCGCCUGCGACGAAGGUGGUGGUGCGAGAUCCAAGAAAAACACUCUUAUCCGGUCUGGUUAUGGCGGGUGGUUGAUGUACACGGCAGCCUCCGCCGGAGAUCUAGGCUUCGUUCGCGAUCUCCUCGAGAUGAAUCCUCUGCUUGUGUUCGGCGAAGGAGAGUACGGCGUUACGGACGUACUCUAUGCCGCUGCGAGAAGCAGAAACGACGACGUAUUCCGUCUGGUUUAUGAUUUCGCGGUUAGUCCGAGGUUUGGAACCACCGGCGGUUUUGAUCAGGAAGCCGGAGAGAUCCCGGCGGCUUACAAAAGGGAGAUGAAGAACAGAGCAGUUCACUCUGCUUCUAGAGGAGGCAAUUUGAUCAUUCUCAGAGAGCUUCUGAGUGAUUGCUCCGUCGAACAAGUCUUGGCCUUUCGAGACAAACAGGGCUCCACAAUCCUCCAUGCCGCUGCCGGAAAAGGAAAAACUCAGGUGGUUAAAGAGCUUGUGGCUUCCUACGGUGGUUUAAUGGGAGCCGUAGACAACCAAGGGAAUACGGCUUUGCACGUUGCAGCCUACCGUGGCCAUGCUGAUCUUGUGGAAGCUCUGAUCUCGGCCUCUCCGUCUUUGAUCUCCGCAAGAAACAACGCCGGUGAUACUUUCCUACACGCCGGAAUCUCUGGUUUCCAGACUCCGGCGUUCGAGAGGCUUGACAAGCACACGGAGCUCAUGAACCGUCUGAUCACAUCCGCUGCCUCAAGAUCAGCUGGAGAUGUCGUGAAUUAUAGGAACAAGGAGGGACGUACGGCUCUACACUUGGCAAUCUCCGGGAAUGUUCCUCUUGAGUUGGUUGAGAUGCUCAUGUCUGUCAAAUCGAUUGAUAUUAAUAUAAGGGAUUCCUCUGGUAUGACUCCGCUUGACCUCAUCAGGCAGAAGCCGCAGUCUCCGACGUCGGAUCUCCUUUUCCGACGGUUGGUAUCAGCCGGAGGGAUGUUCAGCUCUCGUGAUCAUAGCAUCACAAGCGUGGUUGCGUCUCACUUGAAAGACAGAGGAAGCUUUUACAGCCCUGGAGCUCGUUUCAGGACAUCAGACGCUGAGAUCUUCCUGAGCGCCGGAGUUGAAGUUGUGCCUGACAAGACUGGUUCUGUUGUUUUCCCUCGACACGUCAGAUCAAGCUCCUGUUCCAUUGAGAUUGGUCAGGUACAUGUGACGACGGAUGAGAAUCAUCAUCUCAAGAAAUGCAGAAACUCUUCCUCUGUUAACUCUGCAACAGAGAGAUUGAAAAGCGUUUUCCACUGGCCGCGGAUCAAGAAACAACCUGGACAUUCCAAGAACGUUUGUGAGAUCAGCAUCGCUGCUUCGAUGACAGCUCUUGAGACGCAAGAAGAAGCUCCUGUGCCUCUCCGACAGAGAUUCUCAAAAAGCAGCACUCCGUCUCCUGCUCUGCCUAACAAUAACAAAAGAGCAUUAGCAGUAAGAAGUAACCAGUCGAGUCCAAGAGCCAAGAAGAAACGGUUUGGACCUGUGCGGUCUCGUUCGAGCUCUUUUUCGAAAAUAUCGAUCCAUUCUUCUUCCACAUCUUCAUCAUCGAGCAUGGUUGAUCUUAAGCAGAAGGGAGUGUUGAUGGACACGAGCAUAGCUGGACCGUCUGGCUUGAACCGCCCUGAGGUCAUGGAGCCGGUGAUCAAAAGCAAGUCAAGCGAGAAGCAAGGUUCGGUGAGGAGGAGAUUGAAGAGCCAUUACUUCUGCUUUGGUGCUUCAGCUUUGUCUGUGAAAACGCCGGUUACGGUCAUGAUAUAA
Molecule: messenger RNA, 2028 nt
Organism: Arabis nemorensis
Lineage: Eukaryota; Viridiplantae; Streptophyta; Magnoliopsida; Brassicales; Brassicaceae
Source: the annotation of a GenBank genome assembly